AGAAGUUCCUGGAAGCAGGGGAAGGAGCUCGCAGGAGAAAAAAAAAUGCGGGGGAAUUUCUGACAGACUCAACUUUAUUCUCACUAAGUUAUCAAACAGCAAAACUAAAAGUUCUAAUGAAGGAAAUAUCCCGCAGGAUUGAGGCAGCCGUUCAUCCUGACGCGCCAGUUUUGGACAUCAACGCACAAAUGGCAUGAUCUUUGGACACUCAUUUUACAUAGAAAACCUGGCUGCUGGAAUAAGUCUCUUCAUGAUCAUAGCCGCUGUGCUGAAUUGACCUCAGCCAUGAGUGGAAAAGGCUGCCAGCUCCUUGUGUCUCCUUGCAGUGUCUCUCCAUCAUUAAAUGCGAUCAGAGGGCACCCGUCUCAGACCAUUGGGAUACCUGGGUCCUCUUCCCCUCAACAAAACCGAUUUGGGUCAUCUAGAGGAAGAACAGAGAACCCAAAAAGAAAAAGCAUUCCUUCUGUAAAUCCUGGGAAACAAAAUGAAGGCCAUGUCAUCCUGCCUAGCCUGAGCCUCCGCAGAAAGGUUUUGACCAAUGGGAGAGAUCUAACCGUUCCAGACGGAAACUCACAGCAAAUGGACCCGUUUACACUUCAAAACACAACCACAGCAAUAGUCAAGAAUGCAAAACUCCCAAACCCCUCUAACUACAACAUCAAAGCUGACUUUGCAGUGUCUGGAUGCACUAUAGUGACCAGCAGUCCUACAAGUGUUUUCUCAGGACCAAUGUUUCCUGCAAGGCCUUGUCCACCAUCAUGUCACAGUAUGCCCGUUUCUCAUACUGAUGCCAGGUCCUUACCGUCCAGAGAAUCCCUGGCAUCCACCACCCUCAGCCUGUUUGAAACCCAAUCUGUGUUUAGUGGCAAACAAGAUUGGCCAUAUGGUUACCGUGUGCUUCCCCCGGUGGGACUAUCUCAGAGCUCUGCCCAAGCCGGUGAGGGGGGUGAACAGUUCAGCCUCCCCCCUGGUACCGCCAUGUCGGGCACGACCACAUCAGGGGAAACAAGCACCUCUGCCUCCUUGCCCUCAUAUCUUUUUGCAGCUGAGGCCGGAAGCCCCAGACAAUCUCAUGCCAAGAAGAGAGCGCUCUCCACAUCACCAUUAUCAGAUGUCUUCGGCGUUGAUUUUAAUAGCAUUAUUCGCACCUCACCUACGUCCCUUGUGGCUUAUAUCAACGGUUCAUCCCAUUCCACACUCUCUCCUGUUCAGUCUGAUGGAUAUGGUCAUUUCCUAGGGGUGAAAGGUCGCUGCAUACCUCCCAAACAUCCAUGCAGCAUGCUUAGCUCUGUACAAGGACUCUCCCCACUAUCAGAGUGUGGCCACAUGCAGGGGCUCGAAGAGGGUGGGAGUCUGGAGAACCAGAUGGCCAACAUGAUGGUUGGGCCACAGUACCUUUCAGAAAAAGAGGGGCUUCUGGAGAAAACCUCCGACUGUUGCAGCCAAACAUCCCACAGAAUCCUACCACUUGUACAGUCAGAGUCAGCAACUUUGAUGAGAACCCAAGAAGCUUCUGCUCCACAUGGGCCUCCACCACCUUACUACUCUCACCAUCACAUAAACCCUUCCCGACAUCACUGCAAAAUGAAAGCCCAAUCUCAGAGUGCUGCCACACAAGCUCCCAUGUUUCCACACAGGAAUGGAGUCGGCUUUUUACCCAAGAUUCCCAUGCUUGAGGAGGAGGACGGGGAGGUAGAGGACUGUGGUACCCACUUCUGCAGGUGGAUGGAUUGCACUGCCAUUUAUGACCAAAAGGAGGAGCUGGUAAGGCACAUAGAGAAGCUCCAUGUGGACCAGCAAAAGGCAGAUGACUUCACUUGCUAUUGGGUUGGCUGCCCAAGAAACUUAAAGCCAUUCAACGCCAGAUACAAGCUUCUUAUCCACAUGAGGGUCCACUCCGGGGAGAAGCCCAACAAAUGCUCGUUUGAAGGAUGCAACAAGGCUUUCUCUCGGCUUGAAAACCUGAAGAUCCACCUGCGCAGCCACACAGGGGAGAAGCCCUAUCUGUGUCAGCACCCAGGGUGCCACAAAGCGUUCAGCAACUCAAGUGACAGAGCUAAACACCAGCGAACACACCUGGACACAAAGCCAUAUGGCUGCCAGGUUCCUGGGUGUGCAAAACGUUACACUGACCCCAGUUCUUUGAGGAAACAUAUGAAGUCCCAUUCUACCAAAGAGCAGCAGUUAAGAAAGAAGAUGAAAUCGUCUGCAAAUGCAACCCAAGACAUGCUGACCGACUGUUUAACUAUUCACUCUCUACAUUCCAACCUUUCCCCUCUGGCGAGGAUAGACAGCUUGAACCCAGCUCUUGGUGCAACACAAGGACAGGAUACUUAUAACAGUUCCCAGCUGGCUCAGAUGUUCACAGUACAAGAUAACUACAGCGGAUCAGCACUGCUGAACAACUGUGAUCUGAAGCAACUUGGCCAGCCUCCAGAGGUAGCAGAUCAGAGCUCAGAAUGUGGCGUCCACGUUCGAAAUCAAGACGCCUCUGCUUAUCAAGAGUUGCAUGGCGGGGAUUACUUCUGUAUGGUGGAUCACACUACGAGCAAUGUCCCCAGCAUUUAUACAGAGGCAUGAAAUCACUGUUGUCAGUGAUAUCAUGCUGAUUUAUCACUUUAUAGCAAAUAAAUUGUUUAAAUGUACAACUAUACUGUGUAAUCAAUUGUGAAAGUCUCAGGAGGGCUGCUUACAGAAGAACUUCAAGGUUUUCAUGUUUUUUACAUGGUUUCUGAACGUCUUAGAUAUAACAUAUGGCAAGUCUUAUGUUUUAUCCUUUCAGGUGGCAUUUUGCACAAUGUCAACACUGCAAUCAAAGCAAAGUAUGCAAGGGAUGAUUUAUUACAGUUUUUUCUUAGAACCGUGUCUUGGUUUCUAUAGUAACAAGGCAGCCUUUAUUAUCUGACAGCAAUGUCAUACGUAUUACUUGUUGCUUGAAUGUAGUAAUGUGCAAUGAGUGUUCCUGUGCUUAGAUAAUAAGGCAAAUGACUGUUUGUGCUCACACCAGUGGUUUUGAAUGUUUUAUUACCACAAAUUAUUUAAACUCGACAAAUUGGUAAGCCCUCUAUUAAAGCAUGAAGUAAUGCUUUUGGACUUCCUCGUUUUCAUUUGUCCAUAUGGUAAGAGUUACGCUGUUAUACUAACCAGGUGAAAUCAUAAUUAGUUGUUUCUUGUUUGUAUUUUUACAGAUGAUCAAAAUGUACAUUACUUGUUAUGUGAUUUUAAACUGAAUUUUCUAGUUUUGCAUAAGAGAAGCAAACAAUUUCUUUUAUCUCUUUUAUGUGUGUUUUAUUAUAUUAUGUAUGAAUUGUCUAAAGAUUUAUUUUGGAAAAAAAAUUUUUUACAAUAAAUUCCAAGGUACAAUAAGUUUUAUAUUUUAAAUUUGAGCCUAAAAGUUAAGAUUUUUAUCUUUUUAUUCAGUAAAUGGGACAAAGUCAGGGGAAGUGUCUUAGUGCAGUAGCUUGGAAAUUAAACAUAGCAGCACCUUACAGAUGAAUUUUGAUACUGCUGUGGGAAGCCCAGUAUGGGUGUUAUAAACCAAAGUAAUGAAAGGCAGUUUGUAACAUAACCUGCCAUUCAAAACACUAGAAUUGCAUUAUUGUAUUUUUUUAUUUAUUAUUUUUUUAUGUUAUGGCUUUUAAAUGCUGUCAACGACAAUUGUGAUCCUUACGGCGAACACUUUGGUCAUUAAUGCCUCAAAGCAUUACAUAUUUAGAAUAGAAGCAAAAAUAAAUUCCAUUAUUAUCCCACAGUGGCUAAGAAAAUGUUUCUAAAUUCUAAGGCUAAAGUGUUUUGGUGGAUGAUCAGAAGUCGUUUCGCCUUUCCCAUGUUUAUUGCAACUGAUUUCACACAUAUUUCUUGCAUAAACAAAAGGCUUUUUUUGUUUUUUUAGAAGCUGCUUUUUUUUUAUGUUAUUUCUCUUGAAAAUCAAAGAAAGUUUUUUUAUUAAAUUGAAUUGAUUAGAACUUAAUUGAAUUGUGACAGUUGUCCAGAUGCUGCUACAUCAUCAAUGUAAAGAAGAAUCUUUGUGUUUAAGGAGUUAAACAUUUAAAGGCUCUAAGGCUUUAAAGGUAAAGGCCAACAGUGUUCUAUUUGUUUAGAGUUCCAUUAUUCCUAUGAAAUAUAAACUCUAUAUCAAUUCGGAAAUUUGCAUCAUCUCAGCCUUUCUUAACAUCCAACCGCCUGGGUCCAGUUGGAAUCAUCUUUCACAUCCACUUAGUUAAAGCUAAAAGGACAUACAGUUUUACUCAAAUCUUUUACCAAGAGUGUUAUGUUUCAGAUAGAUUUCACUAGUUGCUUAGCAACAACUACGACAGCUUUUCCAAAAAGCAUCUGUUUAGUAAAAGCUUAUCAAAUAAAAAAAAAGUCUUGUGCUGUGGACACAGGUGGUUCGUAAGGCUUU
Messenger RNA from Cyprinodon tularosa, 4402 nucleotides. RefSeq names its product GLIS family zinc finger 3 (gene glis3). Gene Ontology annotation, molecular function: DNA-binding transcription factor activity, RNA polymerase II-specific; RNA polymerase II cis-regulatory region sequence-specific DNA binding. Gene Ontology annotation, biological process: regulation of transcription by RNA polymerase II. Gene Ontology annotation, cellular component: nucleus. NCBI's taxonomy places the organism in Eukaryota, Metazoa, Chordata, Actinopteri, Cyprinodontiformes, Cyprinodontidae. The record is from RefSeq and is a predicted model, not a curated record. The transcript has 10 exons. Bases 286 to 2580 code for a protein of 764 amino acids.